Molecule: messenger RNA, 1176 nt
Organism: Peronospora belbahrii
Lineage: Eukaryota; Oomycota; Peronosporomycetes; Peronosporales; Peronosporaceae
Source: the annotation of a GenBank genome assembly
AUGGUCAUGCAAUGUGUCUUGACGACAACACCACCGCGUGUGCUACAUACUACCAUCGCACAUGUUUCGAAACCGUCGGCCACUGGCGCGCACACGCACACACAAUUCCUCGUGCGUGUAUCAGACGAGCGGUCACCUGAUUUUAACUGGAUUGUCUAUCGACGCUACUCGGAGUUUCGUAAUUUUAAGCUUGCAUUGGGAGAAGCUAUCAAGACUCGAGAUAUGUGUGCACACUGUGCCAUCAUGUCCAAGCGCACGUGCUUUGUGCUUUUCCCUCAUCGCCGAUUUUUUGGUAAUCUGCGUGAGAAGACGCUGGAAGAACGGCGUGUUGGACUCAACGCCUUUCUGGAUGUUGUUGCAAAGCAUGCGCGUACGUGUCGAGAGAGUAUGACGUGUCAAACUCGACCAUUGAUGGACAAGUUUCUCAUGGUGAAUGACAUGCGUUAUACGUACUUGAGCGUUGAUAUGAAUGAGGCAGACGGAGAUCGAAGCAGUAAUGCUUUGGGGAAGAAGAGUAUAUCAAUGAGUGGCUUGACACGACGUUCAUCAUCAAUGGUGAGCCGUAUCGAUCGACAUAGCAAUUAUUCGGACUAUCGUGACGAUAUUGUGCGCAGUUGCACCGAGGAGUGGACGCAUACGAGCGACAAAGUAGAGACUGAUCCAAAGGCAGAUCAGUCUCAGAUACUGAAUGCUUCUACGACAAAAGACACGAAUCAGAUGCACAGGCAGCAACAGAGUGCUAAUGGAUUGGUGGUAAAGCCUAAUCGAAUGUCCAAUCUUCUGUCGUACUCAAACGACCGACGUUCACGCACGAAGUCAUGGAAUGAAAAUACGAAGUCGUGCAACGAAAAGACGCAGCCGUCGGCAGCGCGUCAGAGUCUCACCAGUGAGCGGGAGAUUCCUGCAUACAAGCAACAGCCGAACACGUCCACGUCCCGUCAUUCGGACCCUGGACUUGCUCGCAAUGAGCUGCUGAACUUUACGCGCGGCAGCUUUUCAGGUGGUGGACGUCCCCUUCGUGUUGAAGGCCGACCACGCUCGCGCAAAGUGCACUUGUCAUCAGCAGCUAAGCGUGUCAAGAAGCUAGAGGAGGCUGAAGCGCGCUUUUCUGUGCAAGCACAGAUCAGAAAGCCCAAGUGUCUUCCAAGACUCGCACCAAUUUCCGAGGAGAUCUAG